Messenger RNA from Trichobilharzia szidati, 1515 nucleotides. The record is from the annotation of a GenBank genome assembly. NCBI's taxonomy places the organism in Eukaryota, Metazoa, Platyhelminthes, Trematoda, Strigeidida, Schistosomatidae.
AUGGUUGUUAUGCUUAGUCCAUGCAUAAAGUUAUUAUUGGCGGCAUUAUGUCUACAAAUCACCCUGUGUGAAUGCCAUACUCCUGUUAACAAUACAGCUAAUACUACAGAAACGUUGAAUGCAUCUUCAAAUGUGAAACAGAUUGUCAAUCCUGUAAAAUCACUAACACUUCACUUCUGUCCAUCAGCUAGAAAGAGAAAUGGUAUUGAUCCUAAUUCAACCGUACCACUAAACAAAAGAGGUGUGAUUAGCCAUCAUAUACCAAUUCAACAUUUAAUUCCAUUACAUCAUGAAUUGAAGUCUAUAUCAGUGAAUUUCGACGCCAAAUGUCUUCCUAAACCUAUUCCAUUUGGAAAAAGAAUCAAGAUAUCCAAAGCACCUGAACAGUUGAAUGUUAGUGAUGUGACCAGCGAGAUACCAGAUAAUAUUUCAAGUAUUUCGGCUAUAAGACAUGAAGAAGUUCAAUUACAACAAGCAGGAUCAAUGUGUAACAGACCAGUGAAAUGUUGUUGCAUAAAUGUUAGACCGAUAAAAAGAAACAAGAAAAUAUACUUCAGAAGCAGCGGAGCUGUUGGCAAGAAGAUAGUAUGCCGAGGCAAUCGGAAAUAUGUUCGAUGCGGCAAAGGAGCUGGUAGCAGAAGCGUUGGGAAGCGCAUAGUGAUACGUGGAGGAGGAGGAGGAGGAGGAGGGAAACGAGUUCGAGUAGUUAGAGUGGGAGGAGGUGGAACAGUUGUGAAACGUGGCGUGAAGACUGGCGGUAAGAAGAUCGUGAGAGGCGUAGUGGUACGUCGAGUUGGAGGGAAACGAGUUCGACUCGUCAGAGUGAGUGGAGGUGAGAAAACUGUGAAACGUGGCGUAAAAACUGGUGGCAAGAAGAUCGUAAGACGCGUAGUGAUACGUAGAGCAGGAGGAGGUAAACGAGUUCGAGUCGUUAAAGGAGAAGGACAUCGGAGAAAAGUGAAACGUGGUAAAAAGAUUGUGAGACGUGUAGUGAUACGUGGAGCAGGAGGGAAGCGAGUUCGAGUAGUCAAAGGAGAAGGACAUCGGAGAAAAGUGAAACGUGGUAAAAAGAUUGUGAGGCGUGUAGUGAUACGUGGAGCAGGAGGGAAGCGAGUUCGAGUAGUCAAAGGAGAAGGGCAUCGGAGAAAAGUUAAACGUGGUAAAAAGAUUGUGAGGCGCGUGGUGAUACGUGGAGCAGGAGGGAAACGAGUUCGAUACGACAAGAAUGGCAAACGAAUUGUUGUGAGAAUUAAACGUACUAGAAGGACAGUAACAGAUAGACCAGAUGGACUGAGAAAGAUGAAACGUAGACUUCGACGAAUAAGAAGGAGAAUGAUAAUAAGAAUUAAAACUAUACACGUUCAUGACAAAGAUGGCACAGUGGUAACUAAAACCAUAAGAAGGAAACGAACACCGUCUGAAGAUUUUAUUCCUUUUAAAAAGACGAAGCAUUCUGUUCAUAAAAAUAUAUCUGAUGGCAUUAAGCAUAUUGACAUUUGUAAGUGCUUAAAAUAA